AUGGCCGCGAGACUCGAUCGCUUCCUCAACUCGAGCUUCUUUUCCCUCCUAGCCCUCAUCUGCUUCUGCCUCGUCCUCCUUACUCCGGCCGAUGCCAUCUACCAAUGCUAUCAAACCCACCGAUUGACGAACAUCUUCUUCAUCACCGGUGCCUACGUCAUUACCUUUCUCCUCGCCAUUCUCAUUUAUGCGACCCGCAUCUACACGAAUCGCACCACCUUGGCCGGUAUCCCAAAGGCGUGGAUCCCCGUUGAACAGGAAGAUGUGAGCAAGAGCGUCAGGCGCCUGGUGAUGGAGGGACUUGCCCGCAGCGCAGUCAUCUCGUAUCAGGCUCGCCCGCGCGACAUCUCAGAUGAAUUGGACAGCUUCCAGAGCUACAAAGAUCUCCUCGUCGACCCCGACCGCCCGCCAUGGGGGCACAUCGAACACCCAGGCUGGUCAUCACCGGCGUCGCCCGAUCUGCCCGAUCUCCCCUACCGCACCGUCAUUCAAGAACUACCGAAUUUAAUUGAAGCGAAAGCCGUUUCACUGGCUCCUGCAGAUGAUUUCUCAUCAGCUGCUCCGGAUGCCUUCCCCGAUACGCGUGUAGUGGAAGUACUACAGAGGCCGGCAUCGAUGGGCCUGCGGCAGUAUAUUCGGCAUCUCACCACACUGGGUGUCGUUAACCCUCCAGAACUUGGCUCCGAAUUCUUAGCACUCUACGAGCGUGCGCGUUUCUCGUCACACCAGCUCCACGAGACGGAAUUUCGAGAGCUGAUGCACCUAUUUGCCGAGAUACUGAGGGGGAUGACAUCGCUUGCGCCGCCAGUACUAGACGUGAUUCGCGAUAGCGCGAGUUACCAUCGCGCUGAUAGCGAGUCAGUCAUUGGGCCUUCGGACGAAGAGGGUGAAACAGAUACCGUUGACCACUUCGGAUACGAUGGUACGUUCACGCCAAUGCGGAGUAACAGUCUUCGACCGUCCAAUGCGUCUACAUGGGAAACCCAGUCCGGUUACGAUACAGCCCCCGCAGGGCCGAGCCCCAUCUCCAGAUUUUCAGCUGCUAGCGGCACUUACAACGGGCGGGGUCCGUUGCGCACACCGUCAACUCGAUCAUUCCAGCGUGUCCCAUCGGGCCAGUCUGGUAGCUCCGGAGGCAGUGUGAUCCGCCUGGCACAGACGCAGAGUCCGGGGGAUCUGCCGUACACCAUUCACUACGCAGGCCGUAGAGAAUAA
Messenger RNA from Penicillium canariense, 1215 nucleotides. RefSeq lists its product as uncharacterized. Bases 1 to 1215 code for a protein of 404 amino acids. Lineage: Eukaryota; Fungi; Ascomycota; Eurotiomycetes; Eurotiales; Aspergillaceae. The transcript has a single exon. The record is from RefSeq and is a predicted model, not a curated record.